CAAGGGAAGGUCUAACGUCAGAGGAAGGAGCCUACAGGAUUCAAGUUUUUGGACCAAACAAAAUAGAAAAAAAGAAGGGAAGCAAAAUUCUCAAGAUUUUGGGUUUCAUGUGGGAACCCUUAUCUUGGGUCAUGGAAGCUGUUGCCGUCGUGGCUAUUGUGUUGGGAAAUGGUGGCGGAAAGGCCCCGGAUUGGGAGGUUUUUGUCGGUAUCGUUUUCCUGUUGCUGAUCAACUCCACAAUCAGAUUUAAUGGAGAAAACGAUGCAGCUGCAACUGCACGACAUUUGGCUGGUCUUGCUCUCAAGACUAAGGUUCUGAGAGAUGGUGGAUGGAGCGAACAAGAUGCUGCAAUCUUGGUGCCAGGAGACAUUAUCAGCAUUAAACGGGGAGAUGUCAUCGCUGCUGACGUUCGUCUUCUUGAAGGAGAUCCACUUAAAAUUGAUGAAUCUGCUCUAACUGGAGAAUCCCUUGCUGUCACCAAGAACCCCUCAGAUGAAGUAUUUUCUGGCUCAACAUGUGAAAAGGGUGAAAUAGAAGCAGUCGUGAUUGCCACAGGAGUCCACACCUCUUUCGGUAGAGCUGCCCAUUUGGUGGACACCACCAAUCAAGCUGGGAACUUCCAGAAGACUAUAUCUACAAUUGGUAAUUUCUGUAUUUGUUUGGUUGCUAUCGGGAUUAUCAUUGAGAUUAUAGUCUUCUACCCAAUACAUCAUCGCACUUAUAGGGCUGGAAUUGAAAAUCUGCUGGUUCUCUUGAUCGGGGGAAUUCCAAUUACCAUGCCUACUGUUUAUUCUAUCACGAUGGCUGUUGGUUCCCGCAGGCUCUCUCAGCAAGGUGCCAUCACAAAGAGAAUGACUGCCAUUGAGGAAAUGGCAGGCAUGGAUGUUCUCUGCAGUGACAAAACUGGGACUCUAACUCUCAAUAAGUUGAUCGUUGAUAGAAAAUUGAUUGAAGUGUUUGCAGAGGGUGUGGAGAAAGAGCAUGUUAUCCUUAUGGCAGCAAGGGCUUGUAGGACUGAAAAUCAAGAUUCCGUUGAUGCCGCUAUGGUAGGAAUGCUUGCAGAUCCAAAUGAGGCAAGAGCUGGUAUCAGAGAGGUUCAUUUCCUUCCAUUCAACCCUGUAAAUAAGAGGACCGAACUGACCUACGUUGAUGAAAAUGGAAACUGGCAUCGUGCUAGUAAAGGUGCUCCUGAGCAGAUAUUAGCCCUUUGCAACUCUGAGGAGGAUGUUAGGAAAAGGGUUCGUGCAUUGAUUGAUAAGUUCGCUGAAAGUGGACUUCAAUCUUUUGCUGUUGCAAGACAGGAAAUACCAGAUAGAACAAAAGAUAGCCUUGGGGACCCGUGGCAGUUUGUUGGUUUGCUGCCUCUGUUUGAUCCCCUUAGGCCUGAGAGUGCAGACACCAUCAAAAGAGCGCUUAACCUUGGUUUAAAUAUCAAAAUGAUCACGGGGAACCAGUUAGCCAUUGCCAAGGAAACAGGUCGGAGGCUUGGAAUGGGAGCAAACAUGUACCCCUUUUCUUUAUUAUUUGGCCAAGUAAAUGUUGCUUCAAUUGCAGCCCUCCCCCUAGAUGAGUUGAUUGAGAAGGCUGAUGGAUUUGCUGAAGUUUCUUCAGAACACAAAUAUGAAAUUGUGAAGAAGCUGCAAGAGAGGAAACACAUCUGUGGAAUGACAGGAGAUGGUGUCAACGAUGCCCUUGCUUUAAAGAAAGCAGAUAUUGGAAUUGCUGUUGUUGAAGCUAGUGAUGCUGCUAAAAGUGCUUCGGACAUUCUUCUCACUGAACCUGGUUUGAGUGUUAUUAUAAGUGCUGUGCUGACCAGCAGGAUUAUUCUCCAAAGGAUGAAGAGUUACACUAUUUAUGUAGUUUCAACCACUAUUCAUAAGGUGUUUGCCUUCAUGCUUAUUGCUCUCAUGUGGAAAUUUGACUUUGCACCUUUCAUAGUUCUAAUUAUGGCCAUCCUAAAUGAUGGUACAAUCACGACAAUAUCAAAGGACCGGGUGAUGGCAUCUCCACACCCAGACCGCUUGAAGCUGAGAGAAAUUUUUGUUUCUGGAAUCAUGCUUGGAGGUUGCUUGGUGCUAACGACAGUGAUAUUCUUUUGGGCUAUGUAUGAGACUGAUUUUUUCACGGAAAGAUUUGGUGUGAAGCCAUUGAAUGCUCACGAAUUUGAAAUGAUGGCAGCCUUGUACCUGCAAGUCAGUAUUAUAAACCAGGCCCUUAUUUUCAUCCCAAGGCCUUGCAGCUGGAUCUUCAUUGGACGACCUGGACCUCUCUCGAUCAUUGCUUUUGCCCUUGAUCAGCUGAUAGCAACUCUCGUGGCUGUCUAUGCAAACUGGGAUUUUGCACAGAUGAGAGGAAUUGGAUGGGGUUGGGCAGGUGUAAUCUGGCUUUAUAGUGCUGUAACAUUUCUGGCAAUUGACCACCUCAAUUUUGCAAUCUGCUACUUUCUGGGUGGGAAGGUUGUGCAUAAGCGUCCAGGAAUGGAGGGACAAGAUUCAUCACAAGAAGAGAGUUCUACACCACCUUGUUUUGACAUCCACGGUUCUAUCUCAAAUAUAAUAUCUAUUUCCAACACAGAUUCGUAAGAGGAUAUGUCAGAAUUUGUGUUUUUUGUAAUUUCCAAUCCCCUGUAAGAACAAUCACAUAUUUGAUGAUACGUUGUUUAAUCUUCCAGUCUGAUUUUUCAUGUCAAACAUAUAAUUAUUGGAAAAUGCUACUCUCA
Molecule: messenger RNA, 2719 nt
Organism: Juglans regia (Persian walnut)
Lineage: Eukaryota; Viridiplantae; Streptophyta; Magnoliopsida; Fagales; Juglandaceae
Product: plasma membrane ATPase-like
Exons: 14
Coding region: 108-2582 (824 amino acids)
Biological process (GO): proton export across plasma membrane; regulation of intracellular pH
Cellular component (GO): plasma membrane
Molecular function (GO): ATP hydrolysis activity; ATP binding; P-type proton-exporting transporter activity
Source: RefSeq, a predicted model, not a curated record